Molecule: messenger RNA, 1370 nt
Organism: Diuraphis noxia (Russian wheat aphid)
Lineage: Eukaryota; Metazoa; Arthropoda; Insecta; Hemiptera; Aphididae
Biological process (GO): apoptotic signaling pathway; positive regulation of apoptotic process; apoptotic process
Cellular component (GO): Ino80 complex
Molecular function (GO): DNA binding
Source: RefSeq, a predicted model, not a curated record
GCUAGAAACCACAGUCGUAGAACAUUUUUGAAUCUCGGACGCGUAGUGAUCCGGACGCGAAUUUUUGAUAUUAUAUUGUUCACUAUUUUAUUGCAUUGAAAUAUACCAAAAUAUUAUAGCAUGCGACUAAAUUACUAUUUACGCGCGACCGUCUUAUAUACGAUUGUAUAAUAGGUAUACUCAAAUGCACCAGGAUUUAUAACUGUUAUGCUAUWACUAGCUCGGUUAUUAGUGUUACUAUUUCUCCAAAUACAUAAAUAUAUAUAAUGUAUAGAAAAAAUAUAUAUAUUUAUAUUCGAGGGGUUUAACGAAUAACUAAAAAUUAAAACAAUAGGUGUUAGAAACCGUGUGACAGGGUGAAACAAGUGUAAUAUACAGUAAAGUAACGUAUAAAUAACAAAUAACAGUAAAUUAGUGAAAACAUGCGCGUGUACAAUCGGCUAUUGUGCAGAUCGUAAAGUUUCGACUGUUUGGAGUGGAGAAACGGAAUUAAUAUCUACAAAACCGCUAAAAACGAAAUGAAACAAYCUAUGGUUCUAMACCGUACACGAAGCGUACGGCGCGGUGGUACUGCGGCAGUGCGGCGGAUUACAGGCUACAGCUGUUUGGCAGUUUGGCUCAGUGGGGCAAAAAACAGUAGUUCGCCGAUUCAGUGUUUCUUAAAACGUUAACCGCACGAAAAGUAAUAACAAUACGGGACAGCGACACCAUAGAACGUGUUCAACUUACCACUGCGGUCGAAUUUCGUGUGGUGGUUGCCUAAUCAUUAUUAUGCACGUGAAAUAUUAUUAUUGUCACAGAUGCCCAUGAAAAUACAACAGCUGCGUUAUCACUCGACAUCGGACUGAUAAAACGGUUGUUUUGUUCUUGAGGGAGGCCGGUUUCUCGUCGAUUGUUGUCAGACGCCGAGUAUUGAUUGAAUUUUGUGUCACAGCUUGAUAUUAACCGUUACUGGUGCAAUGGCACGAUAGUUAUUAUCGAUGGAAAACUCUGACCAAGAGACUUUGGCCACGGCCGCUUUAGCAAUGCCAGCAUUGUCGACUUCAACAGAAGUGGAUGUGAACGAACGCCCAGCAAAAAAGAAAAAGCUUUACAAACAGCAUUUUUUGGCCCUCUUGGAACGAUGCGAAAUCAUACAGCAGGAUAAUGAACGUCUAGUUCACAGGAUACAUCAAGUGGCCAAACAGUUGAGACGGAUCCGAUUGGAGCGAAGGUUUAUCAUGGAUCGAUUAGACUCACACAAAGACAACUGGAGAGAAGCUGAAUUGAAAAUAGAUCUAGGAACUGAUUUCCCUUUGGGAGGAUUUCCAGGAAUAGUCAAGGAAGAKAUAUGCUUGACUGGGUUUCAAUGGUUUAAGAGGUUGUCAUAG